Molecule: messenger RNA, 3162 nt
Organism: Durusdinium trenchii
Lineage: Eukaryota; Dinophyceae; Suessiales; Symbiodiniaceae
Source: the annotation of a GenBank genome assembly
AUGACGAACCAGGUCUUCUACCACGACCAAUUCCACAUGGUCGAGUGCUACCAGACCCUCAAAUGGGGAGUCGCCGUCUACUCCGGCAUUGCUACCAGCGCAUUUCGGACCUUCCAAGUGAUGCAGUACAAGGACGAGAUUGAACCGUUGACCAUCCUGAACGCCGGUGAAGGCGAGGGAGACUUGCAGUUGAUGGAGUUCAUGUUCAGGUACCCUACUAUCUCGGAGGUUCGAGCUGCUGCUGACUUGAUGCUUGCCGGAAGGCGAGCCGUGGAUCAAAUCGAAUUGAGCCCGGCCGACAUUGUGGAUGCAGUUGACCAAGAGAUAAUGAAUUGGUUGCUGCAAGAGGAAGAGACGGAUGUCGUGCGCCUGAAGGAUACCAGCCACGUGCUGGCCCAGGAGAUGAACCCGGACGACCUGUUGCGAUUGCCCAUCGACGCAGAAGAAUUGGACGAAAGUGAGCACGAUGAGAGGCAUCGCAUCAUUAUGAAAGAGCUGUACCCAGACUUGCCAACUCCAAUGGGGGGCCAAGAACUUGUGGAAGAGUUCCCAUGGGAAGUUCCAGACGAAGGAGAUGCGCUCGACUUCGAUGAAUGGGAACGAGCCCUCGAGGAGAAAAAGAAGAAUCCGGAUGCAAGCUCAUUCAUCCCGCCAGUUGAAGUGCCUCUUCCGCCACCGAAGACUGAGGAAGAAAAGGCAGAUGAUGAAGCCUUUGCUGAUGUUCGCACCGAAAAGUCCUAUGUGAUCGUUGAGCAUCCCGAAGAGGAACAACCAGACUGGGACGAUGAUGAUGCGGACUCGGCGGUAUUCAAGUCUGCGGGGCGCUCAGAGACGGGCGAGGCCGAUAAGCCCGAACCCAUGGAGGUCGACGAAAAGGCCCAAGGGGAGCAGAAGAAGGCGGAUGAAGAAGCCGCUCCCGAAGGCCAGAAGGACGUCGAUCCAACAGCUGAUGAACCCCAAGGUGAAGAAGCCAAGGAGACUCCGGGCCAGGCUAGUCAGGAGAAGACUCAGACUGACGACGCCCAGCCCAUGGAGAUCGACCUGACUGGUGAGGAUGACGCGGAGAAGCAAAAGCCGAAGAAGAAGCCCUCUGCCACGAAGCCCCAGAAGCCAAGCGUGCCGGAAGGUUCGCCGAAGUCAGAACUCACGGAGCUAGAAAAGGCCGCUGCUGAGGCCAAAGCUCACUACGAGGAACUGAACUACGUCGACGAGAAAACCGGCCGAAUCGUGGUGAAAGGGGAAAAGGAAGAGCGAGACGCUCGAUUCAAGAAGUGGAAAGAAGCAGAGAGGCUUGCCAUUCGGCCCAAGGCGCAGCCGAAGCAGGUGAGGCGUCCUAACCUGGAACCCACCUUGCGGGCAAUCGACACCGAAGAUCCCAGCAAGGAUCUCGAAUUUGCCCAGCUUCCGGGACAAGAGGUGUGGCUCGGUCCAGAGCACCUUCGCCAAAUCCCGCGCCGGGAUGUUGAGUGGGGCCGUUUUCGGUGGAUCUCCCAAGAGCUCACAUCCCACCUCCGCGGCCAUAAGGAACUGAAAGGGUUCAACACGCCGGACUUCGAGGAGGACGGCAGUAAGCCCUGGAAGGCGUACGCCAAGAUGCGACAGAUGUAUCAUGAAGAAAUGAAAAGUCAUUCCACUGACGAUCCGCAGUUCCGAUUGAGCAAGCUAGCCGAAGCCCGGAAUUACAUGCUGAACAAUGCUCGCCAGAAUCAGCAGCACGUGAAGGUAGGCCAGGUCAACCUGAUGCGAGGCGCAGUCAAGAUGACGGGCAUCACCGACGAGGUGGCCCUGACUCAGAGCCAAGCGUCCCGGGAGGGUCCGCCGCCAGAGCUUACCGGCUUUAUGCUGGGACAAGUGUGCAUCAUCAUCAAUGAGGAGAUGUCUGGCUGGGCAGGAAAGGGCAAGUCAAAGGGCAAGUCCAAGGGCAAGAAGGGCAAGGGCAAAGGAAAAUUUCGCGACAUCAAAGACGAAGAUCUGAUGGCGAAUGAGAUUGUCCAGAUCCCCAAGCGGGUGUGCCCAUCACCCUUGUGUGCGACGAAGCACUUUGAUGGCCAGCACAAAUGCGACUACUGUCGCCAAGACUUGCAGGUCUGGUCCGACGCCCGAUCGGCCAGUGAACUUGCUCGACUGGAAGAGACGGCCAACCUCAACGAGUCCGUCGUCGCAUUGGAUCAGCUUUCGACAAGGUCCUUUCGCAAGGCGAACGUCGUCAAAGACACAUCCAAGGGCGAACAGCAGCGCGGCGCCAAAUCGGCGUUCGGCCUAGUCAAGAGACUGGCCGUCAACUACGUCAGGAAGGCGAAGCAGCUGGGAUUGCCCGGACCGACGAAGCGACUGGAGGUUGAUCCGUUGUUUGCCUACAACUGUGCAACAACACAGCUCACGUCAGGGUCACUCACCUUUCUUCACCGACUUGCACGAGCGAUCUUUGCCAACCCUGGACGAAGCGCUCUCGAGCGGAAGAGGGCCCUUGACGACCAAGAGAGGGAGCACCACUCCAAGUUAUGCUUUAUCCCCAUCAUUGCCAGGGAUCCGAACGAAGCCAUGUCGAUCGAAGACGAAUCGUUCGUAUGUCAUCACAAUCGUUUCUUCAACUUGAAGCAGUUUUCGAUGUGGUGCUCGCUGGCCCGCACACGCAACGAACCCGUCGUUGCCGUGGAGGGAUGGGGAAGCUUGGAGUGCGUGCCGGAAGGCGACGCCGUGCAGAUCCUGAGCGACUUAGUGGAAUUUGCUGAACGCAAUUGGGCUCGAGCCUGUGAGGGAACCGAGUACUCCGACACGACAAUCUUUUCAGGACGGUUUCCAGAGGUGAAGCUCACCGAGCGGCGAUCCACUGCAAAGGAGAGCACGAAGACAGCCUUCGAUCCUCGCUCAAAAGGAGUCGGGAAAGACGCCAAGCUCUGCUACGAGUGCGGCUCACCCGACCAUCGUGCCCGCGACUGCCCAGAAGCAAAGGGUCGCAACAAGGGCAAGGGCAAAGGCAAGGGGAAGAGCCAGUAUCAAGGAGGCUGGCAGAGCAGCUGGAACCAAGGAUGGGGAGGUUCCUGGGGCUCCGGUUCAUGGGAUUGGAACCGCUCCGGGCGAUCCUCAUGGCAGAGUGAGGCUGCCUCGUCAUCUUCCUCCGACUGGUGGUCCUCGUCCAAGGGAGGCUGGUGGAACCGCUGA